ACUACCCUCAAUUUUCGCACUGUUUCGGGCUCGCUGCGUCGCCGCCGCCGCCGCCUCGUCUCGCUCGCCGGAGCCGCUUCCGCCGCCGCCUACACCUCAUCCCCGGGGAAGACGAUCGCUGUCUCAUCGCCUCAGGUCCCUUCGAGGGUAGCAUGCAUGCAAUCUUGUAACCAUGAGUUUGGCGGCUGAGUCUCCCCUGCAAUCAUCAAGCAGCAGUGAUGAUUUUGCAGCAUUUCUUGAUGCUGAGUUAGAUGCAGAUUCAUCCAAUAGUUCACCUAAUGGUGAAUCCAAUGAUGAUGAGGAAAUUGAUUUGAAAGAGGAGAGAAUAAAAAGGCGCAAAGUGGAGAUGUCAGAGACUAUAGAAGUGAUUGAGAGUUCAAAAACAGCUGAUGUUAAUAAAGAAAAGUCAGUUUUGUCCUCAGAAUCUACAAAACCAAAUCUAUGUCCUCAUCCAGGGUUUAUCAAAGGGUUGUGCUUGAUGUGUGGACAGAUAGAGGAGGAUGAUGGCUCAGGGGUUGCAUUAAGUUACAUUCACAAGGAUUUAAAGCUAGGUAGUCAUGAAAUGAACAGAUUACGUGGAGCUGACUUAAGGAAUUUAUUACGUGAGAAAAAACUGAUUUUGGUAUUAGAUUUGGAUCAUACUCUACUUAACUCAACCAGGCUUGCAGAUGUCACCGCUGAUGAAGAUCAUCUUUUAAAACAGGCGGAUCUCUUGCAAGAUGAUCCAAACAGAAGCUUGUUCAAAUUGGGCUCUAUGCACAUGUUAACAAAGCUGAGGCCCUUUGUUCGGACUUUUCUGAAAGAAGCCAGUCCAAUGUUUGAAAUGUAUGUGUAUACCAUGGCAGAACGCUGUUAUGCACUAGAAAUGGCAAGGCUUCUCGACCCUUCAAACAUCUACUUCAAUUCAAAGGUAAUUUCACAAUCUGAUUGCACACAAAGGCAUCAAAAAGGACUUGAUGUGGUGCUUGGAGCUGAAAGUGUCGUUGUGAUUCUUGAUGAUACAGAACUUGUGUGGCAAAAACACAAGGAUAACCUAAUUGUGAUGGAAAGAUAUCACUAUUUUGCUUCAAGUUGUCAUCAGUUUGGAUUCAACAUGAAAUCCUUAUCUCAGUGUAAGAAAGACGAGAGCGAUACAGAGGGUGCUCUUGCAAAUGUACUAAAUGAUCUCAAGCAUGUUCACCACAUAUUCUUUGAUCCAGCUCUAGAUACUGACCUUUCAUCCAGAGAUGUUAGAGAGAUGCUCAAGAAAGUACGGCAGGAUGUUUUGCAUGGUUGUAAGAUAGCAUUCAGCCGUGUAUUUCCAUCGACAGUACGAGCUGCAGAUCAACAUAUUUGGAGGAUAGCAGAGCAAUUAGGGGCACUCUGCACAACCGAUGUCGAUUCAUCUGUAACACAUGUAGUCUCAACAGAUACUGGAACUGCGAAAGCUCGAUGGGCUGUGCAAAAUGAGAAGUUCCUUGUGAAUCCUCGCUGGGUUGAAGCAGCCAAUUAUUUUUGGUGUCGACAAAAGGAGGAUGAUUAUGUUGUUUGAAUAUUUUUUUUUCCUAGAAUGAUUAAUUCUGAUGUCAAAUCUGUAGGUGUUUGUUUUUUAGCCACAUAUACUUCCUAGAAGUUUUGUCUUUCUGUAUAUAUAUUCAGCAAAAAAUUGAGAUUUUCCUUUA
Dioscorea cayenensis subsp. rotundata (Guinea yam) is the source of this 1661-nucleotide messenger RNA. Its product is annotated as RNA polymerase II C-terminal domain phosphatase-like 4. Gene Ontology annotation, cellular component: nucleus. NCBI's taxonomy places the organism in Eukaryota, Viridiplantae, Streptophyta, Magnoliopsida, Dioscoreales, Dioscoreaceae. The record is from RefSeq and is a predicted model, not a curated record. Bases 173 to 1531 code for a protein of 452 amino acids. The transcript is spliced from 9 exons. Gene Ontology annotation, molecular function: RNA polymerase II CTD heptapeptide repeat phosphatase activity.